GAAGAAAAAAACAGACGCCCCCUUUUAACAAACAGACCUCUCUUACAGGGUUGUAUCUCUAGCCCUUACUUUAGCAGUUGCUAAAUUCGGAAUCUAUUGUUAUUAUGUCCAGUUAGAAUUGUACAAUAAAUGUGCAGAUUGGUUAGUUUAUGCUGUUAACACGCCGUCAUGGAUGCUGUGAACGCGUUUAACACGGAGUUGUUCUCCAUGAUCGAGAUGAAGCCUCCAAUAUCCCGAGCUAAAAUGAUGUCCGUUACCAAAUCGGCUAUUAAAGCCAUUAAGCUGUACAAACAUGUUGUCCAGAUUGUUGAAAAGUUCAUCAAGAAGUGCAAGCCAGAAUUGAAGGUUCCUGGUCUAUAUGUAGUUGAUUCUAUUGUACGGCAGUCAAGGCAUCAGUUUGGUGUAGAAAAGGAUGUUUUUGGACCCAGGUUUUUAAAGAACUUUACGGAUACUUUCCGAAAUCUUUACCACUGCUCGGAGGACGAUAAGAGUAAAAUACUUAGAGUACUAAACCUCUGGCAAAAGAAUGGCGUGUUUGAUAUGGAGAUCCUUCAGCCUCUAAUGGAUAUGGCCGAUGGCACUGUUGUGCCACCUCCUGCUCCGGAAGUUCCUGUUGACCCACAAACAACACCUCCAGUCAGUAAUGCCUCAGUUGGACCUGUUGUACCGCAGCUGCCCACUUCAGAAGCUUUAGCUGCUGUGGCCCAGCUGUUUCAAUCCCCUCAUGCUCAGGAGUUGCAGAGGAUGCUCCAGAACCUUCAACAGGCAGACAAGAAGGUUGGAGAUUUUCCAUCUGCAAACAACAUAACAAGCCAACCUCAGAUGGCAGUAACCCAGCUCAACCCAUAUACUGCUGAAACUGUGAAGAAAGAUUCUUUAGCUGAGAAACUACUUGACCGAUUUGACUAUGAUGACGAACCUGAGGAAAUGCCGGUUUCAGAAGGCAACGUUCAGUCACAGGGUAUACCUGAAAAUUUGUUAAACCGGUUUCCUGUUCAGAUGCUAAAUCCAGAUUUUCAUCCCGACAUGUUGGGACGGACUGGAGAUAUAAAGCACAGUGGAGAAAUGAGUCAUGCUGAACAACAUUUGCCAUCAGAUGGAUUUAAUUCUGUUAAAGAGUCCAACUCUCAAUCUUGGGAAAAUUCAAGAGAAAAUUCUUCCAUGCGGCAGGAGGGGAGAGACAGAGGCAGUGGUGCGAGGUCCAGAUCUGCUUCUAGAUCUCCAAGGAGAAGAAGAUCGAGAUCUUCAUCUCGCUCCAGGUGGUCAAGGCACAGACGCUCUCGCUCCAGAGAACGGCGCUGGAGACCUCGCACGGGUUCAGAAGAUGGGAGUGAAAGGGAGAAGGACAGAGAACGCAGACAGAAAGGUCUUCCGAGCAUAAAGAGCCAAACUCUGAGCGUUUGCAGUACCACGCUUUGGGUUGGGCAGCUUGACAAGAAAACUCAUCAAUCUGAUGUAAUGUGCCUUUUGGAAGAGUUUGGUCAGAUUGAUUCCAUCAACAUGAUUCCUCCAAGAGGCUGUGCUUAUAUAGUCAUGGUUCACCGACAAGAUGCUAACACAGCCUUAAAAAAGCUCAGUAGAGGGUCAAACAAAGUCAACCAGAAACCUACAAAGAUUGCUUGGGCUUUAAACAAAGGUAUAAAGUCAGCACACAAAAAGUUCUGGGAUGUGGAGCAGGGAGUUACUUACAUUCCUUGGAGCAAAGUCAAAGUUGAAGAGUUGGAGAGCUAUCAGGAGGGCGGCAUGCUGGAUCCAGACACACUAAAUCCAGAGUGGAAUAAUACCAGGGUGGUUGACGGCCAAGCUGUAAAUGGAGCAAUGGAAACAGUACCAGACGUGACAGUCAGUGCUCAUGUUCAGAUGCCAGCAGUUCCGCAGUGUGAACCAAUUGGAAGUCCGCCGUCCUUUCCUGCCCCCAUCAUGCUUUCCCCAACGUCCUUACCAACAGGAGGAGCCCAGUUCUUACCCUCCGACUUUGACCCCGCACAUCUCGUAGGAGGAAAUAUUAAAGCUCGAGUGGAGUCCACAGAUGAUUCUCCCGGAGACAAAGGUCCCUCGUCUGCUACUGGCAAUCAUCUAGGGUCUCCAGCAGCACAGGUUAUGAUGCUGCCAAACCCUGCAGUCAUGCAGGGCCCCCCCAGACCCGGAAUGCCACCUCUGCAGCCUCCCCUUGGCAUGCCGAAUCCUCACAUGCGCCCUUUCCCUGGACCUCCAAACAUGCAACGCAUGCCUUCGCAAAUGAUGCCGGGAGGGCCCAUGUUUCCAUCAAAUAGAUUUAGAAUGCCCCUGCCCUUUCCUCCUCAGGGUCCUCCUUUCCAACGGCACCCAUCCAUGGGACAAGAGAUUAUGAAUGAUGGGGAGAGGGGGCAUUUCCGAGCCAUUAGACCUGGAUUUGGACGGCCACCGUUUCAAAGAGGGAGGUGGUAGAGAAUACUUUAUUAAUGAACCUGAAGGAGACUCUCUAAGAUAACUGUGACAGGUUUUCAAAAAAAUUCACCCAGGAAACCUGUGAGCACCUGGUGACGUCGCAUCUUCUGCUCAGAGUUGCUCCUUUUCCCCCCCCGUUUCCAACACUAACAAAUAAAAAAAGUUCCAAAGACGCUCCUAUGACUUCAUCAGAGAUGGGUUUGUUUUUUUUUGUUUUUUUUGCUGUAUAUACUAAACAUGCGUGUAUAUAUUUGGUUUUUUGUAUAUUUAGAUUUGUGUAUGCUUGACUCUGUUGGCAGGACUAGACAUCAUAGCCUGUAUGUUUUGAACAGUCAGCGUUAAUCUACUGAAGAAAAAAACAACAUAAAAUGUAUCUUAUCAGUUUUUAGUUCCUGACAUUUAGUUGUUAGAAGAAAAAUAAAAGAUUUAAUCAGAAGAUUUAAUUUCUGGCCAGCAGAUGGUGGAAUAAGUCCUACUUCUAUAUAAAACCACUGUUAUAUAUUACCGUCACCCCUUAUACAACUAUGUACACAGAAUAAAGAGUGUCCACCAUUUUCU
Molecule: messenger RNA, 2985 nt
Organism: Fundulus heteroclitus (mummichog)
Lineage: Eukaryota; Metazoa; Chordata; Actinopteri; Cyprinodontiformes; Fundulidae
Product: SR-related and CTD-associated factor 4
Exons: 18
Coding region: 169-2427 (752 amino acids)
Biological process (GO): negative regulation of termination of RNA polymerase II transcription, poly(A)-coupled
Cellular component (GO): nucleus
Molecular function (GO): RNA binding; RNA polymerase II C-terminal domain phosphoserine binding
Source: RefSeq, a predicted model, not a curated record